This is a messenger RNA of Lathyrus oleraceus (garden pea), 639 nucleotides long. RefSeq lists its product as uncharacterized. The transcript is spliced from 2 exons. The record is from RefSeq and is a predicted model, not a curated record. Lineage: Eukaryota; Viridiplantae; Streptophyta; Magnoliopsida; Fabales; Fabaceae. The coding region runs from base 1 to 639 and encodes 212 amino acids.
AUGGCUCAGUUGGCCGACAAAGUUCGAAAGGUCGAAAGACUAAAGAUUAAGAAAUCCAGAGUAAAUAAAGGUAAUAAAGAACGCGUAGCCUUCGUCAACAUGGAAGCCAAUGGUUUUACGUCAAACAUAGAAUAUAACCAUGUCAAAGAAAUUGAGGUCGAUGUGGCUGAAUUAAAGCCAGGUCCCCUAUAUGUGUGUAAGUUACUUACGCCUGCAAAUGGGAAGAACCCUUCUGAACCUGAGAAAAAUGAAGAUGGUCAAGUAAUAGUGCCACCAGGCGCAAAAGUGCCACCAUUAGAAGAAAGAAAGAAACGAGGAUUUUGUAAAUAUCAUAAGUUUUUAUGGCAUAAGACCUCACAAUGCUUUCUUUUCUGGGAUCUUGUUCAUAAUGCAUUGAACGAAGGAAGGUUGAAACCUGCCAAAAGCAAGGAUCCAAUGAAGAUCAACUCUGAAUCACUACAAGUCGGGGAUGCCAUUUACAUAGAGCAUGUAACCAUUAAUAUGGUCAAAAUUACUGUGGAUUUCGACAUGGUUGAGUUCGAAAGUGAGAACCAGAUUGAGGUUGUUUACCCUAAGGAUGGAGAGGGGUUGCUGGAAUUUCUCCAUGGGUGUAAAGCUAAAGAUUCAUACAUGAUGUGA